Molecule: messenger RNA, 12303 nt
Organism: Melopsittacus undulatus (budgerigar)
Lineage: Eukaryota; Metazoa; Chordata; Aves; Psittaciformes; Psittaculidae
Gene: HEG1
Product: heart development protein with EGF like domains 1
Exons: 22
Coding region: 1-5532 (1843 amino acids)
Biological process (GO): heart development
Molecular function (GO): calcium ion binding
Source: RefSeq, a predicted model, not a curated record
AUGCCGGCAGCCUGCACCCUGCUGCUGCUGCUGGGGCUGGGGCCGGUCCUGCCGACCGGGUCGCUGCCCCUCGCUUCUCCACGGCGUCUUCCACCUCCUCCUCCUCCGUCCCGAAGCCGCCUCGGCCGCCCUUCCUCGCCUCCCACCGCGGGACACGCCGGCAGCCCGGUCACUGGCAGUACCCAUCAGGCAAGCAGAAGCUCGUACACAGAGAUAAGGACUUCUGGUACCCUCAUGGACAACAUAGAGCUGAUGACAACCCUGGCUGGGAGCAGGGAGCAUGCAUCACUGCCCGCCAGGCACGGUAUGGUGCCAGCAGUGAAUGGGGUAAUGGGGCACAUUGGUCCCCACACCAGCAGUGGGGAUAUCACCUCAUUGGGAGCAGGAUCCCCAGACAGCCUAUCUGCUGGGACAGCAACACACCUGCCUGCCUACAGCCAUCAUCAUGCUGCUGGAAGCCAUCAUCAUGCUGUGGGUAGCCGGGAGAGAGACAGGAGGGCUCUGGAUACUGCCAGCACCCAAACAGCUGCUGAGAGCACAGUUUUGGCAGCCAUCAGCACUGAUUCGGCUGAGAGGAUGCUGGGUGAGCACCACGGGGCCUGGCGUGUGGUGGGGUUUGACAACACCAUGACAGCGAUGCUGCCUUCAUCCGCAGAGACUCAUCGCUCAGGCACCAGUGACUCCUUGCAACUGCUGAGCAGCUGGAUGGCCAAGGAGCCAUCUGGUAGCCCUCCUGCAGGCACUGCAGCCACUUCACCCAGCACCUCGGGGAGCAGUGGAGGGACACUGUGGCCCCUCCCAAGCACUGCCUUCCCUGACUCUGCAGGACAGCCCCAGUCCUCCCCACAAGCCAGUAGCCAAACUGUUGCAAACAAUGUCAUACUACACCCCAGGAAUGUCAUGGGCAACUCCGCAAGAUCCUCAGGCACAGCAUCACCUGCCACGGACAGCACUUUUGGAGCCAUUGGAAGCAGCUACCAGCCAUCCAAAAGCUCAGCCACGGAGAGGAGAAUUUCAGACUUCCUCAUCACCAGCACCUUCAUUUCCACAACAGACACCAAGGGUGGAGGAAGGAUGUUAAGGUCUCUGCCAGCCAGCACCAGGCUGGCUGAUGCAGCAGAGAUUUCCACCUCUGGUACUGAAAUGACCAGCUCUUCAGCCCAGAGCCAGUCCCCUGGGAUGUCUCUGGGAGGCCAGGGUGGUGGCGGCAGAGGAGCCACAGACUUGUCACUCAUGGGCUCACCAUCUGCUUUGGAAAGCACUUCUCCAGCCUUUAGCAACAAUUAUGAACCCAAGAUCAUCCCAGCUGCAGAAGAGGCGAUGCUGCGCUCAGACACCCAUGGUGCUGACAUGUCCAGCAUGGAAGCAGGCACACCGGGGUACCCCACAAAUGGCCACAUAGCUGGCAUGACAGGGGGAUCUACCAAUACCACCAACCCCACCAGCUCUUCAGGGGAGACAUUCUCCUCUUCAUGGGCCAGGACACACCUUCCUAGCGGCUCACAGGAAGCCUCUGAUCUCCUAACACCUCCCAGGGAACCUUUGCUCACAAGCUUCUUCUCUGCCUCUGAAAGUACUUUCAGAGGUGUCAGAAGCAGCCACCAACCAGUUGACAGCUCAACAACAAACAAAAACCCCCGUGCUUCCUCUCCCAUCAGCACUUUCUUUCCAGCCAUGGCCAUAAGCAGCAAUGGGAGGCCCCCAAGAUCUGCCACCAGCACUAACCAAUGGACAGCAGAAGUCUCCACUGCCACUAGUGACAUGUACAGGACCUUGGGCACAAUCCAAUCCCUGUCCACGUCAUCUGUGAAAGAGACCUAUGGAUUUCAUGGGUCCAGAGAAAUCACGGAUUUCACCGAGUGGGUGGCAGACUCUGUGCUAACACGCUCUCACUCUCCUUCAGAAGGUCCUUCCUUAGCUACUGGAAGCAGCCUGGCAACAGACAGAAGAACCAAUUUCCCUACCACCAGUACCUCUGCUUCCACAACAGCUGCCAAGGGUGGAGGGAGAACGUUAAGGUCUCUGCCAGCCAGCACCAGACUGGCCCGAACAACAGAGAUUUCCAUCACUGAUACCAGAACCGUCAGCUCUCCAGACCAUAUCCAGUCCUCUUUGGGAGCCCAGGGUGGUGGUGGCAGAAGUGCCACUGUGUCAUCCACAGAUCCGUUUCUCGCAGGCUCACCACCUGCUUCAGAAAGCAUUUCCCCAGCUGAAGGGACCUUCGCAAUGGGAGGACGCCUGCGCAAUGCUCCUCUCACCAGUACACCCAGCUCAGCGAUACCCACCAACGGUGAGGAGAGGAGCACAGUGCCUAUGUCAGACACCCAUGCAGCAUCCAGUGUGGCAGGGAGCUCUGCUUCUUCUCCGCCCCACACCAGCUCCUUUGAUGUGGAUCUUCUACCAUCUUCAUCAGCAACAGAGCCUGGGAAGCAGAGCAGUGUUUCACAGAGUGGUGCUGGACUUGCUGAGCUUCCAACAAAGCCACUGCCUGCAUUUUCUCCCAGCAUUUCAACCAUAUAUGUCUCAACCACACUCUCCAGCCACAAGGAGGGGAUAUCUCAGGCUGUAGGUAGCCGUGGCAUGUGGAGCACAGCAGCAGAAAGCCCCAUGUCUCACGCAGACAUGGCCAGGGAGCCCCGUACUAGCUUCCUCCCAUCUUCCACAGCAUGGCCUGGAGCAGGACACUUCUCAUCCAGCCAAGUAGGGUAUCCAGAACCCAAGGUCACCCUUUCAUCCAGGGUCUCCACCUACUUCUCAGCUACCCGUGUACCUUCAGCUGUGGCCAGCAGCCAUAACUCCCUAAGCAGCUCGAGUGCCGAGGAAAGGAUGCCUAGCCCCAUCACUGAUCCUGUGUACAGUUCAUCCAGGUCUUCUGGGGGUGGAGAGAGGACACUGCACUCAGUGACGGAUGGUGUGCUGACUGGCGUCACGGAGGGCUCUGCUUCCUAUGCCGAAACUGACAGCUCUCCAGCACCAGCUCAGACGGUGUCAGUGGAGCAGAGUGGGACAGUCAAUGACUCCACCAGCAGGGGCUUUGCGACAGAGACGCUCUUCACACAUUCUUCCAAGAUACCCUCUUACUCUUCUGUCCAAAAUGGUCUCACAAGCUUUUCAAGUAGCCAUCAGCCAGUCAGUAGCAUUGAUGCUGAGAAAAGGACCUCGGUUUCUCAUACAGAUGGCACAUACAUUUCAACCACAUAUACCAGAGGAGGAGAAAGGACUCUCCUGUCUAUCUCGAAUAGCAGCACCUCUGCUGACUCCUCAGAAAGUUCCACCUUUUUUUCUGAAAUUUCCAACCCUUCUGAUCCAUCAAAAUCUUCUAUGGCACAGGACAGGAACAGCAAUGUAUCCAGCGAAGCUAGUUUUGUUGAACCAUCUACAGAGCCGUUGAUGGUACACUCUUCCAAACAGUUGACUUCUGCUUCUGCAGGCAGCGUACAACAUACAACUCUGUUCAACACUGAGUCUGGGUUGUUGACCACUGGCAGGUCAUCUAUAUCUUCAUCAGCAUUUCCAGCCUCUUCCUCACUGUCAUCCCUGCGUCACUCACUGUCAUCAACACCAGCACCAAAUUAUCUGUUUACAUCAUCAGAGUCAUCUGAGCCACUCUUGUCCUCUGUAAUGGCAUCUUCACCCCCUCUGCAGGCUUUGUCAUCCUCCUUGCCCACUUCCUCAUUGCUUUCCCAGUCUUAUUCAUUAGCAUCUUUAUUGCCUCUGUUUUCGUCACCAUCAUCGGUCUCACAGUCCAAUGAUAGCGAUCAAGCAAGCACUUCUGUAUCUACAACUGUGGUCAGGCGGGUGCCCUCCACAGCUGCUGUGGCUGGGAGCUCACACAGAGAGACCAAAAAGCACAAUGUCACGCACCAGCCCCAAGACAGCACCACCUUCACCUCCACCAGGUCUCUUCUUCCUACAGCACCUAUGGAGCAGCUUGGUGGACACAUCGUGUCUGUUUCUGCUUCUGUGACAGUAACAGAGACCACAUCACCCAGAGUCACCACUGCCCAGGGGGGCAGCUUUGGGAAGGCAACGCCGCUGCUUACCACAGCCAGUGAUGCCCCACAGCCUGGGCCAACAGAGGCACCCCAUACCCCCUCACUGAGUGCCACAAACCACAGCAUCAUCAUCCCUGUGGUUGUACGGACCACAGUGAAACCUGUGCUGACAACACCAGCCAGCCGCCCACCAACCCCAGGUGAUGCCAGCACUAUGAAAGACCAUAGAGCUCAAACGCCUGCUGCCACUAAGCGUGUCUAUACCACUAGUGAAAGCACAGAAGCUGUGGAUCCCACCACUGCAAGGCCUGGUAAAGUCACCGAGGAAAACGUCCUUGUUACAAGUCCUUCUGAAGCCUCUCCAACAAGCAAGACCACUGUGAGCCUUGCAACUACUUUGGCUACUACCAAAGCAACCACUGUUCCUCCAUCAAGAAGCACACCCAGGCCAAGGAUGUCAUCUCCAGCAACAGAUGUGGAUAAAUGUCUUUCCAACCCUUGUCCUGCACUGGCCACCUGCAACAGCACCCAUGGCUCUUAUACCUGUCAGUGUCCUCUUGGCUAUGAGCUGGAAAAAGGAAAGUGCAAUUUAGUAAGAAUAUUUAUUGGCCAGGUCCCCCUGAAACUUAAUAUUACCCAGGGGAAGUACGCAGAGCUCCUCCACAUCGAGGGUGAGAUCCUGGCGAUGCUUGAUGCAUCACUGUCCAGCUUACCAGGGUACCACCACUCCACAGUCAAGGCAACCAGGGAGACGAAUUUUGUGCAUGUUUCAGUGCAAUCCACAUUCUCUUUAGCAUCCAAUGUGACUCUUUAUGACGUUGUUAGCAGUGUGAAAAGCUACAUUCGAGCUUGCAAAUCCCCUACUGAAGCAUGCCAGUUCAUCUCCAGCCUGAAGCCGCUCCACAGAGUUGGCAGCUUGUGCAAGCAGAAAGACCCUGAAUGUGACAAGGAAACUUCUGAAUGCACUGACUUUGAUGGAGUUGCGCUCUGCCAGUGCAAAAGUGGGUACUUCAAAUACAACAAGAUGGACCACUCCUGCAGAGCCUGUGAAGAUGGGUAUAAACUGGAAAAUGAGACCUGUGUGAGCUGCCCAUUUGGCUUAGGUGGAUUCAACUGUGGAAACCCAUAUCAGCUCAUCACUGUGGUGAUUGCGGCUGCAGGAGGUGGACUUCUGCUUAUCAUGGGCAUAGCACUGAUCGUCACCUGCUGCCGGAAGAAUAAAAAUGACAUAAGUAAACUAAUUUUCAAGAGUGGGGAUUUCCAGAUGUCACCAUAUGCUGAAUAUCCGAAGAAUCCCCGGGCACAAGAGUGGGGCAGAGAGACCAUCGAGAUGCAGGAGAAUGGGAGCACCAAGAACCUGUUGCAGAUGACAGACGUAUAUUAUUCGCCAACUGGACUGAGAAAUCCUGAACUGGAAAGAAAUGGACUUUAUCCUCCCUACACUGGUUUGCCUGGAUCUCGACAUUCAUGCAUCUACCCUGGACAAUACAAUCCAUCCUUCAUUAGUGAUGAAACCAGAAGAAGAGACUAUUUUUAGCAGGGAGUGGAAAGGGAGUGGAAGAUUGACACAGUUCCCCAGGUACAAUCUGUCUCCUGGGCAGUUCAGCCCAUAUCAGUCUUACUCUUCCCAUUUAACAGGAAGGACUUUGAACUUCAUGCUGAGCAUUGCUGCCCUGAGGAAUCGUUGCACUCCCUAAGCAGCAGAAGGAAGGAGGAAGAGGAAGAGGGAAUGGCUCAAGGUGCACAUCACUGAAAGGCCAGGUGGAAGUUACAAAUACUCCAGAUUUGUUCUGUGCUGCUUCUUCACUCACUUUAUGCUACAUGGCAAGCAUGGAUCAGUAUAGGCAGAUGAACUAUGCCUAGCACUCUUCACUGAAUACCACUAAAGAGCGUUUUGUUUACAGAUCUUGUUUUCUGUUGACUGUGCUUGUCUUCUUAGCCAACCUUUAGGCAAAGAUUCACUUUGCAAAGUGCAACUGCUUUUGGGAGGGCAAGUUUGUCCACUCGCUUUUACAUUGCUGCAUUGCUUUCUGCUUCAUAUACAACAGGGAAGCUGGCUUGUCCUCUGGCCCUAACCUUCUUGCUGGUAGAAAUUCUUUAAAAUUCUGGGUCUUUGGUGAAGCCUGGUGCCUGUCAAUGUAAACUGAAUUCGUGAGCUGAUUGAUUCCAAGGAGUAUGGGAAAGUUAGUCAUACCAAUGCAAUUUUAAGUGAAAAAAAAGACAAAGUUGAUCCUAUGUGCUGCUUUGAAAACUUUCCAUAUACAAGAAAGAGUACGAGCAUGCUGUUUUGCCAACCAGCAUAGCUCAGAAGUGAUGCCACUAUACAUCAUAAUAGUACUUCUGUAUAGGAACUUAUGGGGCUCUGUUUCUCAGCAGGGAUUUAGAAACAGCAAUAUAAUAUUAAAUAAUUGCUCACAGGGCUGUGAGUUCAGCAUGCUCCUUAGAAUCUGGGAAGGAGCCCUAGUUUGGCAGUGGAACCUGAAUUCUGGGCACUACAGGUGGGACAUAGUUUUCAAGCCACCACAGCCCACCUUGACUUCUAUAGGAGCUGUGGAGGCUUUAAGUACUGUGGAAAAUAAGGCUCGCUGCAAUCAGUUGUAUUCAAGGGAGAGAAAAAUAGUAUGUUUGCAAUCCUAGUGGAACAAAUAUCACUUAUGUUGAAGUGUUUUGCUUGCUUUCAUCAUAGUUUUGAAUGAUUCAUACCAGGCAGAUUUCCUCACCUAGGCAUGUUCAUAUUAAUCUUCUUGGCAAAAGCUGAAGAAUGUAAGUUAUUAUUUUUCUCACCAAAGAUAAAAGUCAACAGUAAUGGGCUGUAUUCUGUGCUAGGUGUUGAAAGAGAUUUUACUAAUCACAGAAUCAUAUAAUUUGUGUUGGAAGAGACCUUAAAGAUAAUCUCUCUAGAGGGCCCUGCAGCUGAACACAGUGCUCCAGGUGAGGUCUCAUGAGAGCAGAGGGGGAGAAUCACCUCCCUUGACUUGCUUUUGAUGAAGCCCAGGUUGUGGUUGUCUUUCUGAGCUGCAAGCGCAUGUUGCUGGGUCAUGUUGAGCUUCUUGUCAACCAACACCCCAAGUCCUUCUCUGAAUUCAUUCUCCGCUGAGGCUGUAUUUGUUUGUGGGAUUGCAGGAAGUAUAAGGAAGUAUAGUGAAGUAUAUGCACUGCUUAUCUUUAAUGCAGUGUUAACCUGACUUCCAAACCCCAUCCAGAUACAGAUCCUUCCCUUAAAUGUGACUGUGCUUGUAUGAGGAUAACAAAUAGCACAAUUCCUUAGCCACUAACCCACCAUCUCGCUAGUGCAUACAUAAGCUAGUUUCACUGAAGAGCAAUUAUUCUCUUCAGUGAAAGAUAUUCUCUUCUCCCCACCAUGCUUGAAAAACAGUGCCUAUAAGUUCAUAAGGUAGCUCAACUCACUGAAGCACUAAGGAUCAUGGGAUGCAUCCCCCAAAGUGCCUAACCUCAAGUACGAACAGCAGUUCAAAUACGUUGUGUGAUCUCUCGCCAGAGGCAAACUUGAGGUGAUUAGGAGCCCUCCUCCAGGGAGCAGGUACUUGUGUUAUGCAGAUGGUGUGAGUUUUCAGAUCCUUUCUCAGUACUUUGGAGGCUGUUGUGCUCUUUAUCAAAGGUGAGCAACAGCUACCCGGUGGAAGGGGAGCUAGCACUAGGCAUCUAUUAGCUGUGAAGGCUAAGAGGUUUCUGUUUCCUCGAAACUGCAAGACAGAAGAGAUACCACAAAUGUGCUUUGAAGACACAGUGUGGUGCACCAGCCAUAGCAAACAAGCACAGUGUCUUUUUAUACCUCACCCCUUGUUUACUAUGUAGAAACAGUAGUGUGAGCUUGCAAAAUAAAUAAAAAAUCUUCAUGGAUGCCUAGGGCAGCAUCCUUAUCCUUUGCACUUACAUGAUCUUUCGGUGACCGCACAUGCAGCUUCAUGCUUGUCUGAUCCAUAAUCAACCUUGCAGGUGUUAGUACACCUGUUCAUCUCAACUUUAGGGGAGAAAUGAAUGGAUGCUCAUGGGAACUGCAGCUGCCUAAGGAGCUGUAUUUAAGGAAAACUCUAGUUAAGUAGCCAAAAUAGUGUAACAGGUAAGGCAGAAGAACUAGCUGUUCCCUGCCAUGUUGACCGGUGUUUCCAGUGCAUAAAUGACGUUCUUCCUUUCAUUAGCAGCUGAUGUCUUAACUGCACAGGAUCCAUUGUAUGAUGUGAACUCAGGGCUUGACUGCUGUGCUAUAGGCCCCGUCAGAGAGGACACUGGCAGGGUCUUUCUGUGCCAGUGAGUUGUCUGUUUUUGAGAGUGCCCAGGACAGAAAAGACUGCCUUUCCCAUGGUAUGGAGGAGUGUUUUGUCUGUGUUACAGAAGCAAAGGGGAAGCUGGGAUUCAUGUUAAGUCUAAGUCCAAGGCAUAUAGGUGAGCACUGGGCUCUGUCCCUCUUUACUAAAGCAGCUGAGCAAAAAGGAAGAGUGUCCCAGCAAUGAUGGUAGGAUUUAACCGCAUGCCAGCAUUUUGUCAGCUACUGAAGAAUUUAGACACAUGCUUAAAGGCAAAUAUAUUUAACUGCUUGGUUAUUUUGAAGACUGGGAAACGUGGCUGUGUGUGCCAAGUACAAAGUAGGAAAUACCAACUCACAUUGCAGGUCAAGCCCUCCAUUUAAAGAGAAACAUGGACUGUAUGAACAAAACUCCUGGUCUGUAUCUCACAGCAAAUUUAAAGGGAUUUGAACAGAAAUGAGAUACAACUGUUCCUUAUUGAGAUCACACAAAAGUUUGCAAGCAAUUACUUUUAAUUUCUCAAUGAUCUUCAAAUUCUUCUUAAUGCUGUAUCUGGAAUGAAAAAGUCUCAAUAAACCGAGCAGGAUUUUCUGACUGAGGACUGCAAAACUUGGCCUUUUCCAAAGCAGAGACCUUUACUCCACUGAGAUUUUCUCUCUGCCAAGCAGGUAAACGUUGGAAGAUUUCUUAUGAGAAUUUAUCCAUUGAAGGCUGACUUUCUUUUUAGCUUUGGUAAGAGGGGAGUCACGGUGCCAGUACAUGGUCCAUAGGAGGAGAAAAAGGGUAUCUCCUGACCUGCAGCACCUUUUCUGGGUGUUGUAGGAGGCCCCGCUCAGCGGCCAGGAAAGGAUUUAGGUAAAAGUCAGCACCAGGGUGAGUGCAGGUGCUUUCCCACAUGUGAACAAGGAAAUCAUUGUGGAGCCAGCAGAUGCAGCCCCAGGUGAUUCAGAUCCCCAGGUUUCUACCAGCCUAGCCACGUCCCACACUGCAGUGUUUCUGGGUAGAAGGGGUGGGGUACACUGCAGUGUGCUUUGCUAGUUUGUGGUAAUUAUUUUAUUGCAGUUGUUUACUAACACAUUCCAGUAGCAGCGGGCUCACCCAACCACAGCAGGUAUGUGACCUGUUUCUGUACACCUUGCCUCUGUUAAAGCUGACACCAGGAUUCUAUUUGCAUGCUUCCUCUUUGUCUCCCAUAAACUAAACACCUUCUGGCAGUGGAGUGGGGCUUGUGGCUCCUGUCAGAUGUGAGAAGGGUCUCCAUGUGCCCUCAAGACUAUUUUUAAGCGCAGAUGCCUCUCUGUUCAGUAUCUUAGUUCCCAUGGGAUAUCUAAAUAAAUGCAUCUUAUUUCUUAGACUAUUUAGACUAGUUUUAGCUACCCCAGAUUUCAGAUUUUGAGCACACUGGAUGUUUUUGCCAACGGGAAUUUUUAUUCCACUACCCAAGAGGACAAGGUAGAAGUGGUAUGUUUCUUCUAAGGAGGAUGCAAGUGUUUCAGCCGGAUGUGAGGAAAGGAAGAAAAACUACACCAACAAUGCACAGAAAUUUUCUAUUGCUCCUGGCAGCUGUGGAAAGCUGGGGGAGAAGUCAGCAAGGGCCCCUAGGCAGUUGUGUGACUGUAUUUUUGAUUAACUUUGGAAAAAAUGCUAAUUCUGUUGCUUGACAGGAGAAGAUGUGGAAGGCACAUGUUUGCUGCUAUGUUGCUCUGCCAGUUGUGGUAACAAAAGCCCUUCAACCACAGAAAUACCUCUGGCAGUAAGCCUAGGAGAGUUAGUCCCAGUGAAGAGAGCAGCAAAAUGCAGAUUUGAGGAAUCAUUCAAAAGGAAUGUUCGUACAUGCAGCCUUCCUGUGUCCUGCCAUGCACUGCUGCUCUCCCUGGCCAGCCUUCCCAGAUGCACUGGAAAAAUGAGAGGCCUUUUGCAUACUGUUGAAACCUCACAGUGCUGAAUUGGGCUGUAUGAGGAGAGAAUUUUGACACCCUUUUGUUUCCACGUUUACAGCAUUUAUGUAACACAGCAGCAGUGAAUCUCGUUGUUGCAGCAUUUCCUGUAGGUCUCACUGUCAGUCAUGUACUGAGUAACACCUUGUGACCAGCCUUCUAAAAAGUGUUUGCUUCCACACUACAUGAUAGUAAAAAGCUUUAAAAAAUAGCAACAAAUUUUAGUUAGAGGGAGGUGCUUGUCAUUGUGUAAUUGUUUGUGCCAGUACUUCUAAAGGGUGUUUGCUGGAACCUGAGUGAGCAGCAGAGCAGGUUUGGACAUUGCUGCAGACACCAAGCACUUCCCUGGGACUUGUCUCUAAUGCUGGUCAAUAGCCAUAUCCGUUCCAAAUCCAGCUGGACUUCUUGUUUGCUCAUAGUGAUGUUUAAUCUUCAGUUUUCUUCCUUAAAUUAACAAGAACGGAUGCAUUUUACUUAUAUGCUCUUCCUAUGCUGACUAAUGUUUUUUCCUCUUUACACACAAAGGACCUAAUCCAGCAUUCAUUAUAGUGGCUGGGGUAACUCUCAUAGACUGCAAUGUUUUUUCUUUUAGGCCUAAAUUAUUCCACCUGUGUGUUGUAUAUGCUUUCCCCUAGCUCCAUGUUUUACCUAUUUGUGAUACUGUUGCUGCAUUUCCAUGUUUUAUUUAUUUUUAAAGUAUAGUUAUUACUGUAGCAGGACCUGUAUUAUGUGGGAUUGACCAAAACAGAUUGAAACACCUUCCUAAGAAGAGAGUGGAUGUGAAUUUUGUGUAGUUGUUUUACUGAUCAGCCAACCUGUUGCCUUUUGUGUCAGAUCUUCUAGGGAUGUAGAGGUGUUUGCUCUUCAGUCAGAGAUAAAAACAGCUUUUAGGUUCACUUUUACUUGUCUCUUAAGAAAUGAAGCAAGAUCUCUCAUUUUCAAAAGGGGCAUUCACUGUGUGCUUCUAAGAUUUCAGUGACUUUGCAAUGUGUAUGUAAGUGUAUUUAAUUCGUCAUUCCCUCAUACUACUGAAAUUAAAAUCAGGACAGAAAUCCAUGAAGGGGUAAGAAAUAACAAAGAAAAAAAAAGAAAAAAGAAGCAAAGCAAGGAAUAUGCUUACGUGUUUUGCAGAAGUAAACAUCUGAAGUGGGUGUGACUCCUGUACUGUAAGGUCCAUAUGAGGGGUAACACCUCUUCUGUGUCUAGUUUGUUGUGCAUCUGCAUAAUAUCCUUGUUGAGGAAAAACAUAGAAAGGGUGCCUGAUGUUUCUCAGAAGUGGCAUGUAAGUGCUAAGUCCCUUGGUCUUUAUUCUGGUAAAAUGCUAGAAGGGAUGAGAGUCUUGCUUGUUUUAAUGACUGCAGCAGGCAGCUCCCAGAGCUGCAGAAUCCUAUAUGGAAAAGUCCCAUGGAAUACAGUAAAAUCUGAUCACUUCUGUUGAACAGUGCCAUAGAAUUCACUUGACAUAAAAGAUCUCAAAUAAAAACAGCUAGGGUAGGUUUAGUUUAAAGACAAAACAGACAAACAAAAACAAAACAACAGAAUAAAUACUCAAUAGUUUCCUUUUUUUUUUAAAGGAAAUUCUGUUAAACUCAGUCAUUUGUUUUAAGUCCUGUUAAAUUCUGCAGGACUUCCUCCUACCAGAACGUCAGCCUUGGUGUGUAAACUCAUAAUGGUUUAUUUGAGGUUUCCUAACAGAAGUUCAAAACAUGGUGUGUAAAAUCAUAAUGGUUUAUUUGAACAGCUUUCAAAAUUGAAGUAGUAAAGCUCACCUUUUGUAAGCUCUAUUUCAAAAGGUAAAUUUUCAGCAUUUGUUUGUACUUCUUUUAACAACCUGAGUGUAAACCUGCUUUAUGUUCAUGCUAUUGCCCUGUUACUUUCUCUGUAUCUCUAAAUGUUUGCUUCCAAGUCACUGAGGUCCUGAGGACAUUUUCCAAACCAGUAUUAUUUAAAGUUUUAUCAUAUUUUCAGACUCCACUAAUUAUACAGUACUGUAGUAGCAAAAUAUAAUUUUUAAGGAUUGGAUUAUUUUUAUACCUUCAUCCAAUAUUGUUAAAUCUGGCGUUCUAGUCAGUAUUACAAAAGGAUACAAUAAAGCUAUGAAUAUUA